This is a messenger RNA of Phaedon cochleariae (mustard beetle), 1380 nucleotides long. The record is from the annotation of a GenBank genome assembly. Lineage: Eukaryota; Metazoa; Arthropoda; Insecta; Coleoptera; Chrysomelidae.
AUGUGGUUCUCCAUAAUUUCUCUCCUGUUGGCUGCAAACACAUUGACAGCCAUAGUGCCAAAUCCGAGACCAAGUCCACCCCAUCACCCAUUAUCUGACGCAUUCAUCGAUUCCAUCAAUCUCCAACAAUCUACGUGGCAAGCGGGUAGGAAUUUUCCGGAAAACUUGCCGAUUUCCUACCUGAAAAAACUCAUGGGGGUGCUUCCCCAGCACAAGAACUACAUGCCCCCCGUUUUGGAACAUAAUUUGGAGGGUGUGGAGAUCCCCAAGGAGUUCGAUGCCAGGCAGGAAUGGCCCCAUUGUCCCACAUUACAGGAGAUUAGGGACCAGGGGUCUUGUGGAUCUUGUUGGGCUUUUGGAGCAGUUGAAGCUAUGUCAGACAGAGUUUGCAUCCAUUCCAAAGGAGCAGUGAACAUCCACAUUUCUGCAGAUGAUCUUGUCUCCUGCUGCUGGACCUGUGGCAUGGGAUGUAAUGGGGGUUUCCCAGGUGCUGCAUGGCACUAUUGGGUCAGGAAAGGAUUGGUUUCAGGAGGACCAUUUGGGUCCAAUCAGGGUUGCCGACCAUACGAGAUUGCCCCCUGCGAACACCACGUGAACGGUACUCGCCCCCCUUGCGAUGGAGCAGAGGGCAAAACGCCGAAAUGCGUGCAGAAAUGCGAGAACUCCUACACCAUCACUUACGAUAAGGACAAGAAUUUCGGAUCUAAAGCCUAUUCGAUUUCCAGCGACGUGAGCCAAAUUCAGGCCGAGAUUUACAAGAACGGGCCAGUAGAGGGGGCUUUCUCUGUGUACUCUGAUUUCGUCAACUACAAGAGCGGGGUGUACCAACACGUGCAAGGCUCCAUGUUGGGCGGCCACGCCAUCCGCAUCUUGGGGUGGGGGGUGGAAAACGACACCCCCUAUUGGACGGUGGCGAAUUCCUGGAACGCCGAUUGGGGCGAUCACGGCACCUUCAAAAUCCUCCGGGGCAAGGACCAUUGCGGCAUCGAGAGCGGCAUCGUGGCAGGGUUGCCCAAAUAAUAAGGGUUACCCAAAUAAUAAGGGUGGCCUGAUAUUUGAGGGUUGUCCGAUUGAGGGUUGUGUUUUAUCAAAAAGUUGUUGUCGAGGCAUAAUAUGCUUUCCCCCAAUAGGCCUUUUCAUUGAUGAAAUAAACCUCUGGUGUUCGCACUUCAAUCCUGUUUCCUGUUUUACAAUUCCUUGAUUUUCGCCUACUUCGAUGAACAUAACAUGGCGUGGGUGAAUGUCGCUAAAUUUAGUCUGGUGCCGUACCAAAAUUACAGGCAUCAAUGUGACAAUUGUGACCGAAUUGUGACCAAUGAAGAUAGGGAAUACAUUAUGCGAUUUAGCCGCAUCAAGGUUGGUAGAGCUGAUGUUGAUCAU